Messenger RNA from Acanthamoeba castellanii str. Neff, 2046 nucleotides. Its product is annotated as glycoside hydrolase family 38 protein. The record is from RefSeq and is a predicted model, not a curated record. The transcript is spliced from 20 exons. Bases 1 to 2046 code for a protein of 681 amino acids. Lineage: Eukaryota; Discosea; Longamoebia; Acanthamoebidae.
AUGCUGCAGCUUCGCCGAACGCACCUGGACCUGGGCUACACCAACCUGGUUGCCAACAUCUGCCGGGAGUACUUCUACCACCACAUCCCCGCCGCCAUCGACACGGCCCAGACGCUGCGGCGCCUGGGCAGGCCCGAGCGAUUCAUCUACACCUCCCACCCUUGGCUGCUGCUGGAGUACCUGGACAAUGGCGCAGGCUGCCUGAAGGAGGGCCGUACGCCGCAGCAGCAGCGGCUUCUCGAAGACGCCAUCGCACGCGGCGAUGUGACGUGGCACGCUAAGCCGAUGAAUCUGCUCCCGGAGGCGGCCGACGCUUCGCUCUUUGGCUACGGGCUCACACUGGCCAAGCAGCUCGACCUCCGGUUUAACAAGACUCGCAAGAUCGCGGCGAGCAGCAAGGACGUGCCCGGCGUCUCCCGCUCGGUGAUACCGAUCAUGGCGAAGCACCAGGUCAAGGCCCUCCACAUUGGCGCCAACUCUGCCUGUGGGACUGCCCAACUACGGAGGCAACAUCACCAUACCCGACUACCCGAGGCGCUGGUCUAUUCGUUCACCGUGGACAACACCGCGCCGCUCAACUACACGCAGGUCAUCCAGUUCUACCGCGACGUGCAGGCUCAGUACCCCAACGCCGAGCUCGCCGCAACCUCGCUCGAUGCGUUUGUGGGCGGCAUCCUGGGAAACAGCACGCUCAUGGCGCAGCUGCCGCGGCUUACGCAAGAGAUGGGCGAUACGUGGCUGUACGGCAUCGCAGCCGACCCGUACAGGCUGUCGGCCUUCCGCGAGCUAAGCCGCCUGCGCUCUUCUAUGGAAGCCGAGUUGACCAGAAGCGCCGACAACAAAAGGCACGCUGACUCGGGCGAGGCCGUGGUGGUCGAGGCCUUCUCGCGUAGGCUCAUGAAGAUUCCCGAGCACAACUGGGGUCUGUCGACCUACACCUACCUACACAACUACACCUAUUUCCUCGCCUGGAACAACACCGUCUUCGGAGCCAAUCGAAGCAACGAUGACAUUAGGCUGCUGGACUACGGUUGGAAGGAACAAAGGUCGUACCUGCUCAACACCUCCACCUUCCUCGCCGACUUGUCGGUCGAUCACGGCGGCAGAUAUGCUGGAGCCGCUCGUCAGAUGAGCAAGCGCGUCGAGGAGCGCUUGCAGACGCUCCAACCGCGGAAGCCCGAUAUGACCGACUGGCAGAGGGUUGUGAUGGGUGAUGAUUUGUUCGAUACGAGAGAUUUUGUCGUCGGGUUCGACCCGGCGACCGGAGCGAUCAACUUCCUCCUGGAGAAGGCUACCAACCGCAAGUGGGCGACGACGGAACACCACCUGGCAGCGUUCCUCUACCAGACCUACAACGAGUCCAACUUCGACUCCUUCAACCGCCAGUACACGCCAGAGUGCGUGCCCUGCCCCGACUUCAACAAGAUCGGAAUGUGGGCCAGCGGCCACACGGAGCGAAAGGACUUUCGGCCCAAGCUGCUUGCCCUCUGGCGUCGGGGCGGAGAAGACAGAUUCCUUCUCCAGCUAACGCUGCCCGACGAGGCGCAGACCAAAUACGGCGCACCGGCGCAGGUCACGGUGGAGUUCGAUUUCGUGGCGGGCCGAGGUGGCCCUGCUAUCGACAUCAAACUGCAGUGGUUCGAGAAGCCGGCCACCCGGUUGGCCGAGGCCAUGUGGCUCUCCUUCGUGCCCAACACCGGCGUGGUGCACGACUCCACCGCAUGGCUUCUGGACGUCAUGGGCUCGCCGGUCUCCCCCUACGACGUCAUGAUCAACGGAAGUCGCCAUCUUCACGCAAAAUCAAAAAGGUACGAGAAGGGCGACGUGUUCCUGGCCAUCGACACGCUCGACGCGGCACUCGUGGCGCCGGGUGACACGCACCAUCUGCUUGACUUCGCCGGCCGCGAACAGCCCCGGUGCGAGGGCGGCAUGCACGUCAACCUGUUCAACAACCUCUGGGGGACGGCAUUCAACCAGUGGUACGAAGACGACGCCCAGUUCCGCUUCACGCUACGAUUUGGCACAGCGGCGCGAGGCGGUUGGUGA